CCCCCGCGCUGCGGUCGGGGCUCUGCCCCGCUCCGUCACCCGGCGCAGGGAGCGGGCCGGUGCCAGGGCUGCCGCCCGGGGCAGGGCUGCGGUCCGGGGCCGGCCCCGCCGCCAUGGCCCGCUUCUCGGCGUACCUUAACCCCGUGCUGGUGCUCUUCAGCUGCGAUCUGUGCCUGGUGCGAGCCAACAGGCCGCCAUCCCCCGUCAAUGUGACUGUGACACAGCUGAAGGCGAAUUCUGCCACCGUCUCUUGGGAUGUGCCAGAAGGAGACGUGGUCAUCGGCUAUGCCAUCCUACAGCAGCGGCAGGAUGGUCAGAUGCAGCGCUUCAUCCGGGAGGUGAACACCACCAACCGGGCCUGCGUGCUGUGGGACCUGGCAGAAGAUGCCGACUACAUCAUCCAGGUGCAGAGCAUCGGCCUCUAUGGGGAAAGUCAGGCCAGCAAGCGCGUCCACUUCCGGACUCUGAAGGAGACCGACCGCCUCCCCUCCAACAGCUCCAACCAAGGUGACAUCACCAUGGAAGGGCUGGAUAAAGACAGGCAGCUGCAGACAGGAGAGAUCAUCAUCAUCGUGGCCGUGCUGCUCAUGUGGGCAGCUGUGAUCGCCCUCUUCUGCAGACAGUAUGACAUCAUCAAGGACAACGACUCCAACAACAACAAGGAGAAGACGAAGCCAUCCUCGGAGCACAGCACUCCAGAGCGACCCUCUGGAGGACUGCUGCGGAGCAAGAAGUCUCCCUCUGUCAAUAUAAUCGAGGUGUAAGUGCAGCACCAGCUCUGCAUCUGGGCUCCUGGGCAUCACGUCAGAGCUAAAACAGGCCUUGGAAGAGGAGGCAGCACCAGGCAGCCAGCCUGGAACUCUGCAUGCGAAGAUCCACGUAUCCGAACUUACGCUUUCCCAAGGGCACCUGUCUGGGGAUGUGCAUGGAGUUGGCUCCCGGCCGUGCAUGUAUGCCUGGCCCCGCUUCCCUGCCGCUAAGGAGUGUGGAGCUGAGCGAUGGAGUGGGGGUAUGCCGCCAGCCUGUGGGGGAGCAGAGGGGCUGCUGCCCUGUCCUGCACACAGCCCCGGUGGGAGGCAGCAUCCCAGAGCCCAGGCUUGGCCAGAGGCUGUGGUGCAGCUGUGUGGCACCAGACUCCUGCCGAGGAGAUGUUCUGGGGCAGACCUGGCUCUCUCUGCUGUGCUGGGGGGGGAAGGAUUUGCACCCUUCUUGCUCCGAGGCUGAGGGGAGGGCGCAGUGCAGGUGCUGGCCCCAGAGCUGCCAGUGAGGUCAAGGCAAGGAGGCAGGGGGGCUGGGCUGUGAGAGCGAGUCCCUGCUGGAGGAUGGGGCCCACUGCACCCCAUCAUUGCAGUGAGGGGCUUCCCACGCCUCACCCUGGCACAGGGGACAAAAACACAAAUGAGAGCUUGAGGAGUUAGUGCUGCUGCAGUGCCUGGCUGGGCUGCAGCAGGGCAGGGAGCGUCAGUGCCGUGGGUGAGGCGAGGCUCACAGAGCAAUGGGAAUGGGUCUGGCCAGCACACUGCUGUGGCUCUACCACUUCUCCGUCAGGGCUCACUGUGAGCGUGCACUGCAUGCAUAAUGCAGCCAGCCUGGCUGGAUUGGUGGGAUGCGUGUUGUGUCCGAGGAUGAGGUCUGGGCCAGCGAUGUUCUCGUGCCAGAGGCAGGGGAUGCAGGGUGACACAAGGAGCCCCGCUGCCACAGAGGCCGUGCCUGGUGCCCUGGCUGCUGCUCUUCCCUCCGUGCUCUGCUCUGUGGCUGGUCACCGAGCCAGGCGCUGGCUCUGCAGCCCUGGACUCAAGCAUCACAGGAUCCAGCGUCUUCCAGGAAUAAACCUCCCAGCAAAGCACUUUCAGGACUCUCACUUCCAGGUGCUGUUCAGCUCCUGCUGCAGGACUGGAUUGGGAAGGGACAGGGUAAGCAACUCCCUGUGGCGGGGUCUUUUCAAUAAAAGCAUCCUGGCUCAAAAGCAGCGUUGUCCUUGCAGUAUUGCAGGUGGGGGGGGGAAAAGAGGGGCACACACAUCUAAUCGCUUCUUGCACUCCUGUGUAUGGCCCUGUUCUUGAUAGCACGUGCUCUGCAGCAGGUCCCCAAAGGCUAUCCUGCACUUCUUUCUGGCCUUUGAGAGAGUACCAGAGCUGCAGGCUGGCCUGUCAUGCUGUACGACAUGCAGCUGCUGAAGGAAGAUGAUGCCAGGGCUCAGCAGGCUGCUGGCAGGAGGCUGUGCUUCUCCCCAUCAGGUGAAGAGAGCAG
Molecule: messenger RNA, 2250 nt
Organism: Lagopus muta (rock ptarmigan)
Lineage: Eukaryota; Metazoa; Chordata; Aves; Galliformes; Phasianidae
Gene: FNDC4
Product: fibronectin type III domain containing 4
Exons: 6
Coding region: 114-764 (216 amino acids)
Molecular function (GO): protein binding
Source: RefSeq, a predicted model, not a curated record